Centruroides sculpturatus (bark scorpion) is the source of this 6032-nucleotide messenger RNA. RefSeq lists its product as uncharacterized. Gene Ontology annotation, cellular component: transcription regulator complex; histone deacetylase complex. The record is from RefSeq and is a predicted model, not a curated record. The transcript is spliced from 17 exons. The coding region runs from base 133 to 5010 and encodes 1625 amino acids. Gene Ontology annotation, biological process: regulation of transcription by RNA polymerase II; negative regulation of DNA-templated transcription. Lineage: Eukaryota; Metazoa; Arthropoda; Arachnida; Scorpiones; Buthidae. Gene Ontology annotation, molecular function: transcription corepressor activity.
AUGUAAAGUCAGUUUAUUGAGAAAGUUGAGAAAAAUCACUAGAACAUAAAAAAAUGCAACAAAAGUACUAUAAGUUGGCAAUUUUUAAUUUAAUCACGACAAUGAAAACUAAGAGAUCAUAUUAAAUGUAGGAUGUCAACAGGGAAUUUCCAGCAAAACAACCAUUCACUUCCAACCCCUUCUUCUACUCCAUCAAAAUCUAACACUCCUACUUCAACCAGUAACACAAUAAGUACACAAAUAGAAGGGCAAGGAUUGAGAAAAGACAUCAGAAGUUCGCCAUCUCUAACAUCUGGACAAUCCUAUGUUAUGUUACCACCACAUAGUCAGGCACAACAGGGAAAUCUACCUCAAAAUAUUAUAAGUGGUGCUGAUUAUUUUCAAAUACCAUAUGGUUCCAGGCAUCAAAAUUUAUACUUGUUUUCAGGAGAUGGAAACACUGUUACUUCUCAAUCAUUGGAAGGAAAAGAAAGUGAAAAAGUGGGAACAAACAUGCCAUCAAGAGUCAUCAAUAACAAUCCAGCAAGAGUUAGUCCCAAAUCUUUUGCCUCAUUACAAAUAAAUGAUUCUAAAAAUGAUAAAAUGAUAUCAGGAUAUGACAGACAGAUAGAUGGGCUUUCACCAUUAUCAGUUAUAGCAGUAUCUAAUUACUCUGAUGUUUGUCAUUCAAGUCCUAGUUUAACUUCUAGUGGAUUAACACAGUCUCAACAAGCUUUAAGAUAUCAAGCUGGAAAUGAUGCCAUGCUCAGUGCAAUUAACUAUACUGAGAGUGAUAUGUUGCAAGAAGGUGGCUUUGAUGUUCCAGUUACUUCCACAUUUGGAAAUCUGGAUGGCCUUCUGAAUUCAAUUGGUGGAGGAGUGAAUGCAUCAAGCAUGCGUCUCCCUGACUUACUAGAUGGUGAUGGAUCACAAGAACCUUACAUAGAUACUGCUCAAGAUUUACAACUUUCUCCUGAAUCAUUUACAACUGGGGCAGAAGGUUUUUCUGUAGAGAAUUCUUCACUAAAUAGAAUUACAGAAUCUGGAGCUGUUGAUUGUACAGAUGAAAGUACAAAACCUCCAGAUGCGGGAAGUUCGUCCUUGCCCGACAAACUUCGGGGAAAAGGUAGACCCGUAAAAGCUACAUCUCCAAGUCGACCAGGGACGCAACCAUGCCCAACAUGUGGAAAAGUUUUCAGUAAUUCUAGUGCAUUAACAAAACAUAAACUGACUCACAGUGAUGAACGUAAAUAUGUAUGCCAACUUUGCACUAAAGCAUUCAAACGACAAGAUCAUUUGAAUGGGCACAUGUUAACCCACCGAAAUAAAAAACCAUAUGAAUGUGAUGUUGAAGGUUGUGGAAAGAGUUAUUGUGAUGCACGAUCUUUGAGGAGACAUAAAGAGAAUCAUCAUUCAAAUUCUUGUUCUACAGGAAAUAUCUCAAUACCCAGUGUUGGAAGUCAUUUGGCCAUGAUUCCUGGAAUGACUCAUCUUGGUUUCACAUCUCUCCAAUCGUCUUUUCCAACAAGUGUCAUUACUACUACUAAUGACCAAAUAUUUUCUGAAUCAACUGAAAACAACAACAGAAUUCAGUAUGUUCAGACCUCUAGUGUGUCUUCUCAGUCAGUUUCACAGAGUGAUUUUACUCAGGAAAAUAAUUCAUCUGUUGAAAAACAAAUGAUGAAUUCGGUUGCUUCAACCGCUUCAUCUCAGUUACAAUUUUUGGCAUUUCAUCAACAACCACAUCAACAGUUUCAGCCUCAAAUUAAAUCAGAGCCAGGACUUACAUCUUCUGUUGGGGCAGGAAGAACAGAAGGUAGGACUGUUUUAACACCUUGGCAUCCACAGACAAUCAAUACAAGCGCUUUGCUUUUAGCACAAAACUUUGGAUCUCCAAAUAAUUCUCAACCAACAGUUUGUCAGUCGCAAAAUAAUCAGUUAAAUAUUUCUGAAUCACUUGAUUCUACUACAGAUAUAAGAUCGAGAGCAUCACCUUCUAGUGUUAAAAAACAGCAGACAGAAAUUGGUAAACAAGGACAGGAAGAAUCACAAUCAGAUACUCACUCCCAUGACAGUCAGCAACAGAAGUUGCCAUCUCCAAACUCAGAUAGUUUUCUCUCAUCUCCGAUUGCACCUUCGACUUCACAAUCGUCUAAUGAAGCUACAUUUUCCUGCUCUCAGUUGCCAGCAGAACAUAACAUAAAUAUUGGUAUUAGUUCGGACAAUGUGUUUAGACAACAUUCUAUUCCUUUAAACCAGUCGUUAUUAUCAUCUGAAAUAUCUCUUGCAUCAAAUAACGAGUUAGAUAAUGUUGUCACAUCUGUUACAAAUACGGGCACUACUGAAACAGAACAGUCUCAAAUUAACAGUCCCCUAUUGCAACAGUUACUGACUCCACCGCAACAUUUGGAUUUACUACAAACAUCUGGAAAUGAUAGUUCUUUAUCAAAUACUACAAUUACAAGAGCUGCUUUACUACAACAUGCUCUUUUUGCACCUAAUCAUCAUCAGUCUCUACAACAAGGUCUAUUUCCAAAUUGGAAUCAGGUUUCAUUUUCUUUUCCAAAUGCAAGUAGUAACAGCAAUUCAAGAUAUGGGCAAGAGCCAAAACCAGUUGAGUGCAAUAUGUGUCAGAGAAGAUUUAAAAACAUUCCAGCUCUUAAUGGCCACAUGAGAUUACAUGGUGGUUAUUUUAAGAAAGAAAAUGAUGUGAAGAAACCUGAUCGUAAACAACUUGGUACUUCUCAAAACCCACCUUUACAGACUGCUAGCACCAAUGUUCGUGCUCUAAUAGAAGAAAAAAUUAUCCAAAAAAGAACAUCUGCACAAGCCAGUUCACAAAUUUUGUUAGAUACAAUGCCACUUGAUGGAAAUUUCUUUCAAACAUCAUCAAAUGAACAGAACAUGACAGGAACAUCGUCUAUUGCCAAUGCACAGUUUGUUUCUAAUAACAUACAAUCUCCUGCACUCAGUCCAGUUUCUCAGGAUAACUCACUCUUCUCCAAUUUUCCUGUAACUAGUCAAAAUAAUACACUGUAUGAUAUUUCUAAAAAUAAUGAUCAAGAACCCGUGUCUUCCUUUGAUUGGCAAAAACAAAUCCACGAAUUGAAAGAAGACUUCAGAGUUCCUCACCCUCCUGCUGAAAAAUUAAGACGCCAUUCUGAUUCUGAUCAUUUUAUUCCAUCAAAACGUCCGUGUCCAAAUUAUACUAGGAGUGCUCUAGCUGAUCUAUUGAGAAAGAAAGUUGUGGCUAAACGCACGUCUCGUACUGGUUCUGAUCCUGGUGAACCUCUCUUGCAUGCCGAAAGUCCUCAAACUAAUUCAAGUCCUUCAACUCCCAGUACUCCUGUACCUAAUCCUCCAUCAGAUCUUACACCUCAUAUUCAAUUUUCUAAUGAAAAUCCACUCUCUCUUGUUUCAAAUCAAAAUUUAUCAGCAUUACAGUUGGAAGAAUCUGAUCUUCCAAUGUCAAUUGAAGAGGAAAUGAUAAAAUCAAGUAAUUCAGAUGUAUGUUUAUCAUCAUCAGUGCUUUCGUCAGUGAAUCAUCUGCCAACAAACCUUUCUAUUUUGGAUAAUGACUCUAAAAAGCAUAUAGAUAAUUCUCAGUGGUCAUGUAAUCUUCCAUUACAUUUCUUUGGAAGUGAAAUUCAACCUACAAUUUCAGCAGCAACUAUUACAUCUGUUCCUUCAACUGUGAUUGGAAGCACAAGUAACUGUGUGCGAAAUCGUUCUGGUGAAGAUAGUAAUGAUGACGACGUGUUUUUAAGCCCCGUUAGUCUCCCUACUAGUCCGCUUAAAAUAAAGAGAAAACAUCGUCCAGAACCUCUUUACAUACCUCCUUAUGUCAACAAUUGUGGCUUUACUAGUCGAUUGCGAUCUCCAAGACUGUGGGAUCCAUCAAAUCCAGAAAACAAAAAUGCGAGUCCACCUCCUUAUACUCCUCCUCCGAUGCUUAGUCCCGUGAGGAGUGGUUCAGGAUUAUUUUGGCACAUCAUAACCAGUUCAGGUAGUCUGACGCCAAAAUCUGCACCAAUAACUCCGAAUUUUUCUCUACUCAGAAAAAGCAGCAUAAAUGAACCACCACCAGAAGAAGAAGAGUUAAGUGAAGCUCCAGAAACUGAUAUUUUACCACAUGUAAAUAUUGGUUCGCAAUUUCAAGCAAGAUUACCACAUUUUAAUUCAAAUAAAUCUGAUGCUUUGAAGUGUGAAGAUAAGGCUGACAAAGUAUGGGAUCCAGUAGUUGCCAAUAAUCUGUUAGAUGAAGAAGUGGAGACAUAUUUAGAACUGUCAUGUUCGUCUGUUGUACCUGGAAAUGGAAAAAAUAAAGAAUAUGCACUACACGUACUUCAUUUAGCACAAGGAAAUAUACAAGAAGCAAUUUUACAAUUAAUGAAUCCAGCUCCUACAUUACCAGCUGGUCAUCCACUACUUACUUAUCAUUAUCCAGAAACUGAUAAAUGGACUCCAGAAGAUAUAGAAACAUAUCAUCAAUUAUUAAUCAGAAAUGACAAAGAUUUCUUCAGUAUUGCACAAGAGAUGCAGUCAAAAAGUGUGAAGCAAUGUGUUCAGUUUUAUUAUAUCUGGAAGAAGGUGUGCCCUGAAGAAUAUAAACGGCUAAGACUUAUUCGAAGACGACGUGAACAGCAGUCUCAAGAAAAUAUGAUUUAUGUCACAAGAAAUCAAACAUCAGAUUGUACUGAAAAUGAAAAAGGAGAUGUACAAGAAGCAAAUGAUAGAGAAAUGCAGUUCUCAGAUACAACAGUGACUAGUGGAAAUGGCCUCGUUAUUUCUAAUGGAGCAAGUCCUGUUCAGAAUACUGGUGAAGCUACAAAUCAUUCAUCACCUUCUAGAACAGCUAAUGGAUCAAAUUUUAUACCUAUUGUUGGUACCUGUGAUAUGCCUCUGGAACCUUUAGAAGAAUUCCCUUGUAAAAUUUGUGGAAAAAUCUUCAAUAAAGUAAAAAGUAGAAGUGCUCAUAUGAAGAGUCACAGACAGACUGAAGCUGAGAAGAAGAAUAAAUUUGAAUGUUAGAGGAUAAAUGUAGAACUAAUUGCUGAAGGAAAAAAAAAACAUUCAGCUGGCCAAUAUUGUGAUCAUUUUUUGCUCACUCCAAAUAUUAGUGAAUAAUAAUACAAACAUAACAUUUUAAAUAGAUUAUAAGAUUAAUAUUUUAGAUUGUUGCAUAGAUGUAUUUAAUUACAUUUGUUAUAUUUAGAAGGGGAAAAAAUGUUUUAGAACAUGUUAUUGUUUUUGCUAUCAGUUUUGUUUGGAAUUUUUUUUAUCUCCACUAAAAAAAAGGAAAAAAAGAAAAAAAUUUAUUGUCAGAUACCUGUAAUAAUAAAGAAAAAUAUACUUGCCUUAAUUAUACGUGACAAUUAAAAUAUUAUUGUAUAUAAAUGCCUUUUAAUCCAAGAGAAUUUGUUUUGAAUGAAUCAGAACUAAAUUUUGAGCCUUAUUAUAGAAUUACGACGGAAUUAAAUCUGUUACUCGCCGCAGUGAGAAAAUGAUUAUAAGCGGAGUUAUAUAUUAAUUGAAAUGAUUAUUAUCUGUUUGAAUUGAAAAAUGGAAAUUAUAUAAUUUUUAAAAUUAAGCCUUCGGUGUUGUCAGUGAUCUAGAUAUAUCAUAGUUGACCCUUCCGGGAUGUACGGUUCUGCAAUGUAUCAUAUCAUUCGUACUAUUUGUGGUAUCACCCGAAUCAAUGUUACAAAAGGUUUCGAUAUGUAUAGAUAUAUAUAUAUAUAUAAAUGAUCUCAACAAAAAAAUGAAGCUGUUAUCAGCUGCUCAAAUAUAUCCUAGUGACAAUAACAGCCCUUAAAUAUGUACAGUAUAUACAAUAUAAAUAUAUAUUAUAUACAGUGCAUGAUGUUCUGAGCUUACGUCACUUAAAAAAUUUGUUGGUCGUCUUUAUCUAUGUUUUGUGCCAUAACCGUAGUUUUCCUCAUGUUAGAGUUGAUCGCGUAAAAAUACGAGUUAUAAACUUAUUAUAUGAACGAAGAUCUCGUCCAUAAAAUAAGCUCAAAAAACGUGUUGUCACCGAGAGAAUUCUAUAUAAA